GAAAGAAUCAAGUUGUAAAACUUAAUGUUGGUGGUAAAAUAUUUGCUACUAAUUUGGCUACUAUUACAAGUGUUAAAGAUACAUUCUUUACAGGAUAUUUUAAUGACUUGUUUAAUCCAACAGCAGAGGAAGAUGAUAAUUCAUUCUUUAUUGAUAGACCCAAUGAACAAUUUCAUUUAAUUUUAAAUUAUUUAAGAGGAAUUGAUAUUUCAUCUAAAUUAUCAAGUUUAAAUGAACAUGAUUUGAAUGAUUUCAUUGAAGAAAUUGUUUAUUAUCAAUUAACAUCUAUUUAUGAAUUAUUACCUAUAAAUGGAAAGAAAAUAUUAAAACCAAAAUAUUCAAUUUCUACUACAAGUACUAAUAACGUAACAGCUAAAGUGGAAUUUGAUUCAAAUUAUUGUUCAUCAAAUAUUCAAUUAGAAACACCAACAAGAGCAAGAAAAACAAUAGCUAACGGCUGGGAUGCAGCCAUAUUAGGAACAAAAACAAACGUAUUUAAAAUUAAAUUAAUUUCAAAUUGUGCCAAUUUAAUGAUUGGUUUUGCACCUAAAACUAUUAAUAUUAAUGGUUCAAAUUACAAUUCAUGUGGUUAUUAUUUAUAUUGUGCUGGUAAUGGUUACUUGUUUUCAGAAAGAGGUGAUUCAUGCAAAUCCUAUAUUAAUAGUCGCAUAGUUGAUGGUUCAAUUAUUGAAUGUGAAUUAAGAAAUGGAAAUAUUUCAUUCAAAGUUAAUGAUAAAGAUUAUGGAGUUGCGUUUUCUGAAAUUACAAAUGAAAAUGAAUUAUAUCCUGCUUUUAAUUUGGCCAAUGUAGAUUGUACCUUUGAAUUUAUAAAUGCAUAA
Messenger RNA from Naegleria gruberi, 839 nucleotides. RefSeq lists its product as uncharacterized. The annotation marks the transcript as partial. Gene Ontology annotation, molecular function: protein binding. The record is from RefSeq and is a predicted model, not a curated record. The transcript has a single exon. NCBI's taxonomy places the organism in Eukaryota, Heterolobosea, Eutetramitea, Acrasida, Naegleriidae. Gene Ontology annotation, biological process: protein homooligomerization.